This is a messenger RNA of Rhodofomes roseus, 760 nucleotides long. RefSeq lists its product as uncharacterized. Bases 52 to 522 code for a protein of 156 amino acids. The transcript is spliced from 2 exons. The record is from RefSeq and is a predicted model, not a curated record. Lineage: Eukaryota; Fungi; Basidiomycota; Agaricomycetes; Polyporales; Fomitopsidaceae.
CCUAAUGUCUGUCCGUGUCGGGUGCCGAGUGCUGAACGUUAGGUCGGCGCGAUGUACAUGUGGGGCCUAGACCCCCAUCAUCAGAGGUGGAUGCUUGUCAAACCGGCGCCAGGCACGCGCCUCGACAAGACAGCGGCGUACCGGCGUGUGCAGCACAGUCCGCAGCAUUGCUGGGCACUGGUAAACCACGCAAUUGACCUUGCGACUGCAUCGAUUCUCUCAACGUACGAGAGCUCGCACUACCUUCACCAGGAUCCGGUCUUGGGCAACGUCCUCUUCGACGACAACGUCUCUCGCGCACACCUCAUCGAUUGGGGAUGUGCCACUACGGAUUCACGUCAAGCGACUCCCGCGGACGUCAAGGGCCUCGUCUCUCACUUCUUCCAGAAUUCCCGGGGUGUCCAGCUUUGUGGCGGCGGGCCACCGCCACAGGUGGUGCAUAUACCUGUGAUGCACGCCCCGGCCAACCAUUGUCCGAUGCCUGUGUACCACCUGGGGCACGCCCUUCCUGGGUGGCAUUGAUGAGUUUGGCGAUGAUGUAUACAUAGUAGCGCUGCGCCUGUCAGGGAUCGAAUGGAGACGCGACUUCGUAUCGUUUACAUACGUGGGGUUGUGAGUUGCUACCGUCGCGACAGCAUGGAAGAUGCUCUGCCAGCAUACUCGAGUCCUAUCCUCAUGGACCCUGUCGGAACUAUGGGGGCUUCUUCGUCAAGAUCUUAGUAGUGGUCGUAUGUGUAGCUUUGAAUGUGUAUAAUAGUGC